Molecule: messenger RNA, 1276 nt
Organism: Rhododendron vialii
Lineage: Eukaryota; Viridiplantae; Streptophyta; Magnoliopsida; Ericales; Ericaceae
Product: F-box protein AUF2-like
Exons: 1
Coding region: 130-1044 (304 amino acids)
Molecular function (GO): protein binding
Source: RefSeq, a predicted model, not a curated record
UAGAAGAAGAGUGAUAAAUGGAGUGAUUACAGCAUAAAAACUCAAAAUAAUCCUAGGGUUUCAAAUCUCAGAGCAGUGGGAGCGAAACAGCUGAGGGAGGACUGGAAGCAAUUAGAGAGAGAGAGAGAGAUGAGCUCUGUACAUGGAGCAAAGGAGGAAGAAGAAGCAGAGAACCAGUUCCACCGUCUGCCGGACGACGUGCUACUAAACAUCUUCGACAAGGUCUCCGACUUCAGAGGGCUAUGCAGAUGCUUCCUCGUUUCCAAGCGAUUCGCUUCCCUCGUCCCUCGCGUCCAAACACUCUCCGUCGCGAGCGAUAUCUCUCCCGUCCAAACAGCCUCCGAGCAAUUCUCUUUGCGCCUGCAUAUUUCUGGCCUCGUGUUUCUGGCUAAGUUGACACAGAUUCGAGCUCUGAGUAUCGAGAUACGCUCUGAUUUUGUCGAUGACAAUGAUUCAGUUUUCAAAUGGGGGGCCAAUUUCACCCAACUCGACAGCGUCACGGUUCUUUACGCUACGUCUCUCUCUAAAAUGACGGGAUCCGAAGAAGAAGAAGCCGAUACUGAGAAUGGGAUAACUCAGGAAGAGGUGCAUCGCCGAAAAGUGGUAGCCGUUGAGUGCAUAAAAGGUGCAAUUAUGUGGGUAGGAACCUUGGGUUGUGUUGUCCUGGAUUACCCGAUGCUUCAGAGCGUUACCAUUUGCGAUUCGAUGAGCAAGGGGGUGAAGCUAUGUUUGGGUGGUGAAAAGCUUGUGGAGUUCAGGAAUGCGUUGGAUUUGGAAUGGGUGAGCUCGUUGGGGGAAAGGGCCGAGUCGUGGACACAAGAGAAUAUGAAGGUUGGGUAUGUGCCUGUUUUAGAGCUCCCUGUGUCUGGGUAUGUGAUGAAAGGGGUAACCGUUGUGAACUUCAGAAUGUUUGCUGAUGAUAAUUCUGAGGUUGAAACGGCCAUGGUGGAUGCUUUCGCGGAGGAACAAGGUGUUUUUGUGGAAGCCGUGGUGCAGAUUCUGGAAAAGCAUAGGAACGGUAUUGAGGCAUUGCUCCAUAACUAAAAUUGAUAAACUAAAUCCUAGUAAUUACUGUGUCUUUACUUGCUGUUCUUGUUACUGCUUUAGUUUCAGUUGCUGACUAAGAAGCUUGGCUUGCUAGUCCAAUUGAAUAUAAGACAAACCAUAAUUGCAGUUUAGCGAGCAAAUUAUAUGGAAAUUUGUAUAUGAACAUGAAUUGCUUGAAAUGUGCUUACAUUGUUGGAAGAACUUUCAAGGAUUCUGCUUUGAUGGGAAA